Molecule: messenger RNA, 713 nt
Organism: Setaria italica (foxtail millet)
Lineage: Eukaryota; Viridiplantae; Streptophyta; Magnoliopsida; Poales; Poaceae
Product: photosystem II 10 kDa polypeptide, chloroplastic
Exons: 4
Coding region: 104-499 (131 amino acids)
Biological process (GO): photosynthesis
Cellular component (GO): photosystem II oxygen evolving complex; photosystem II; thylakoid membrane
Source: RefSeq, a predicted model, not a curated record
CAAGUAUAUUGGCUCCGUGUAGCUUCCUGGAGGCUCUGCAUCCGGCAGGCAUAGCAGCAAGAGCGAGUGAACCGAAGCAGCUACAGCUACAGCUACAGCAGCAAUGGCAGCCUCCAUGAUCUCCUCGUCGACUCUGGCGGCGCCGGCCAGGGCCCAGGGCCUGCCGUCCCUCGGCCGCCGCGCCUCCUCCUUCGCCGUCGUCUGCGGCACCGGCAAGAAGAUCAAGACCGACAAGCCCUUCGGGAUUGGGGGUGGCCUGACCGUCGACGUCGAUGCCUCCGGGAGGAAGGUCAAGGGCAAGGGCGUGUACCAGUUCGUUGACAAGUACGGCGCCAACGUCGACGGAUACAGCCCAAUCUACAAGGAGGAGGACUGGUCUCCCAGCGGUGACGUCUACGUCGGCGGAAAAACCGGGCUUCUGAUCUGGGCCAUCACCCUCGCCGGGCUCCUUGGCGGUGGUGCCCUCCUUGUGUACAACACCAGCGCCCUCUCCGGCUAAGAAGAUCCAUACACAAUCCAUGCCGCAUGCGCUUGCGGUUCGUGUAAGAUCAGCCCGGGUGUCUGUCUGUAAUCUAGCCUCCUUUGAUGCCCAGUAUAAUGCUUGGUUCAUGUAACAAUGCUACUACGGCGGCUCUCCAUACUUUUGGGACAAUUAUUAAUUGAUGCUAUAUGUUUAGAUUAAUUGAUGCUACUACGGCUCUCCAUACUGGCAA